GGCGCCAUGAACUGGGCCGGCCUCUACGCGGUGCUGAACGGCGCCAAUCGCUACUCCACGUCCAUCGGCCACGUGUGGCUCUCCGUGCUCUUCAUCUUCCGCAUCAUGGUGCUGGUGGUGGCGGCCGAGAGAGUGUGGGGCGAUCAGAAGUCCGGUUUUGUGUGCAACACGCUGCAGCCGGGCUGCCAGAACGUGUGCUACGACCACUACUUCCCCAUCUCGAAAGUGCGCCUCUGGGCCCUGCAGCUCAUCUUCGUGUCGACGCCGGCGCUGCUCGUGGCCAUGCACAUCGCUCACCGCCACCGCAGGGCCAAGCGGAAGACGCGGCGGUGCGGGCGGCCCUGCAACGUCGCCAUAUUGAAGCCGCCAACCGACGGCGUGCUGCUGUGCACGUACGUGGUGAGCGUGCUCUUUCGCGUCGUCUUCGAGUGCUCUUUCCUCUACGCGUUCCACUUCAUCUACAGCGGCGUCACGAUGCCGCGGCUCCUCAAGUGCGACGCGUCGCCCUGCCCCAACACCGUGGACUGCUUCGUUUCGCGUCCCACCGAGAAGACCAUCUUCACCAUCUUCAUGCUGGCCGCGUCGGCCGUCUGUCUGUUGCUCAACCUGGCCGAGCUGCUCCACCUGCUGGCACGCUACUGCAGCCACGUUUGCCGGCGCGGCUCAGAGCGCCGCUCAGGCGGAGGGAGCGGCUAG
Petromyzon marinus (sea lamprey) is the source of this 696-nucleotide messenger RNA. NCBI's taxonomy places the organism in Eukaryota, Metazoa, Chordata, Hyperoartia, Petromyzontiformes, Petromyzontidae. The record is from RefSeq and is a predicted model, not a curated record.